Effrenium voratum is the source of this 1216-nucleotide messenger RNA. The record is from the annotation of a GenBank genome assembly. NCBI's taxonomy places the organism in Eukaryota, Dinophyceae, Suessiales, Symbiodiniaceae.
GCCCCAUUUCACCAUCUUUGACACCGGACUUGAGCUGGCUUUUCCUUGGGAACGCAUGGCACUGGAGCAAAGGUGAUGCCGCUGCCCAGCCCCAGGCAUGUCACUUCACAGCGCGAGGGCAUCGACGGCGAGAGCUUCUGGGGUACAGCUACAUCCCCGUCGGAGGCAUCCCCUUGCCAUGGGGCCCAGGCGCCAGCUGGCCCUGUCAGAGCAGCUCCCUGGGUGCGGCGUGCCGUGAGCCCCCACUGCGCAGAGCUCCUGGCUGAGUUGCCUCCCGCGCAAGGCCGCACCUUCAUGGCGCCGGUCCGUGCUCGCCGCCAUGAGCGAUUCGAAGGAGACGCGUCAGAUUGCGACGGACUGCAGCCUUUGGUGGCUGAUGUGGAUGCAUGCCAGGGAUUUCUGCGCCACGCCUCGUUUCGGGGCUGCCCCCUGCGCCGGCCCUUCGCCAUCCCGGCGGGGCCGGAGCAGGGAGAUGGCUUUUUCUCCCCGAGGUCAAUAGAGGCUGAGAGGGAGCAGCGCUGUCCCCCGGAGGCUGGACCACUCGCUGGUGUUGUUGGCUCACCAGACAUCAGCUUUGGAGGACACGUCUCGCUGCCUGGCCGUGCGCUCCGCAGAUGUGUGUGCAGUCCUAUCCGCAGUGGUGCGUCUUCAGAUUGCUCGCUGCCGGAUUUGCCGGCCAUGGACGCUGGGGCAUGUGGGUCCAGCGAUCGCCGCAGCCUGCAGGGAUCCAAGGUGAAGCCAGGAGAUCAGCUGAAGCGCCCACCUCGCCCAGAGUCAGCGCCCUGCAUCAGCUCCUUGGUGCCACAGGCCAGGACGGAGUCAGGUGGUGCCGCUGCCAAACCACAUCACAACUUUGUCAAACCCAGAAAGCAACCAAAACCGUCCUACCUCAACGUUAGUGCCAAUCGUCCAAGAGCUGAUGGUAGUUCAGUGGAGGAGGCCAUUGCUGCGGCCCUGGACUCUGGAGGCCACCAGCUACCCUGGGCAGAGCGGCUUCCCCGGAAGCGCUAUGCCUUGUCCAAGAUCAAGGAGAUGCCCUUUGCGCUGAGGGAACCCUACCCCGCAGCUCCGCCAUGGGGCUCCGUGGGCAUCAAUCAGCUGCUGGCCGCGCGGCGAGCCGCGCUGACGAAGAGCGGGGUGCUGGACCGUGCGGUGCUGCCGAGAUAGGCGAGACAUCCAUCGGAUCCUUUUUCGGGGUCCCUCAAACAAUUUAUUU